AUGAAUUAUUCGGGUUCACAAUGGUCCAGUCCGUACGACAUAUUUUGCGUAGUUUCUAAUUUCAAAUACAAAAAAUGUAAUGAUGGGCGUACAUUUUUAAUGGAACGAAAUGAUAUUGUUUAUUCUCGGGUUAAAUUUUUGAGAAAAAUGAACGAGUUCAGACGUAAUAACGACACAAGGCCAAUAGUUUACUUAGAUGAAUCAUGGGUAAACCAAAACCAUACGCAUAGGCACAUAUGGCAAACUCCAACACCGAAGGAUUAAAAGUACUCAUUGGAAAGGGCGGUCAGCUUAUUGUGUCACGCUGUGUCAUUUGGUUUCGUCAAAAGUUUAAAACUGGUUUUUCGUUGCAAAUCGGGAUUGCAGGCACACUUUUAUUCUAAAGUGAACACGACCAUUUUUCAUAAAUGAUUCGUAAACAUUGGGCAAUUUUGAAAAACCAUGUAUAAUUGUGAUAGACAGUGCCACAUACCAGUCUACUGUAACAGAGAGUACCCCAAGGCAAGGCAAAUACUCGGAAAGACAGAUGUACAAAAAUGAUUACAAAACAAGUCUAUGGACUUUUCUCCAGUAAACACAUUACAGGAAAAAGUCAAAUUGACGAUGCCAAAAGAAGAAACAUUAAUUGGACGAAACUGCACUUCAAAUGGGCCAUGAAGUGGUAAGAUUUCCUUCUUACCACUGCCAAUACAACUUAAUCAAAUUAAUCUGGGCGCGAGUCAAGGGUAGUCACGGAAAAAAAUAAAAAUACCUUCAAAAUGGUAGAUGUAGAAGUGUUAGUAAAUAGUGCUUUAGAUGCAAUAACAAAAAAUUGGGCAAAAUGUGUCGAUCACUGCAACAAAAUUCAGGAAGACGAUUUAAUGAAGGAAGGUUUAAGAUACAAAAUUUUGGAACCUAUUAUUAUCACAAUUAAUCGUGAUGAUAGUUCUACUGACAAAGACAAUGAUGAAAUUAUUAAUUAA
Molecule: messenger RNA, 962 nt
Organism: Cinara cedri
Lineage: Eukaryota; Metazoa; Arthropoda; Insecta; Hemiptera; Aphididae
Source: the annotation of a GenBank genome assembly